Molecule: messenger RNA, 1995 nt
Organism: Cryptosporidium muris RN66
Lineage: Eukaryota; Apicomplexa; Conoidasida; Eucoccidiorida; Cryptosporidiidae
Exons: 1
Coding region: 1-1995 (664 amino acids)
Source: RefSeq, a predicted model, not a curated record
AUGUGCAAGUUUCAGAAAUCUAAUACUGAGAAUAAGGGUUUAUCAGAAAUAUUUGUAGAAUUUUUGCAGGGAUUAACAAAUGAAAAAUAUUUAGGUGAAGAGAAAAUUUGCAGACACGCAAAGCAUGUUUUGAGAGCGUAUAUGAAAUUAAACAUUGCUAACAAAUUUGCCAAAUCUCCAAAAUAUGAUUUAAAGACAUGUCAAACAUUUGAAUCACCCAAUAUAUGCUCUAUAUCACCUACUAGAGCUACAGUUUCACCAGUUUCAAGUGACUCACUGAAUAGUUGUAACACCUAUUCAACCUCAUUAAGGCAUAGGAAUUAUCUAUCUAGUGAUUUAGAGAAAGAGAUUACAUGUAAAUUUGCUAGAUUAAAUAAGUCAUUAAAUGAAGGCUAUGAUUCAAUGGAAUCUCCAGAUAAAUUUAUUGAUUUUGAUUACCAAGAGGGUUAUAUACCUUCAGAUCAAAAUACAGCUGAAACAAGGUCUUGUCAUUCUUUAUAUCGUAUAGCAACUAAUUCAACAUCUAUUUCCCCACAAAAUAGUGAUGAAGGGAUGAGAAAGCUUAAUAAUGCGUUACGUGAAGAUAAACUUAGACGUAUAUCAACACAUUCAUCAAGAACUUGGCCAUCAGCUGUAACUUCACAUUUACAAGGCUUAGAUAUAUUCUUAAAAAUAGCCACUUAUAUACCCCCAACAAAGAGACCAAAUAGAUCGUUAAGACUCUCUAUUGGGAGUUGUUAUAGGCCUCACCCAUCUAAAAUUCACUAUGGUGGUGAAGAUGCUCAUUUUUAUGAUGAUAACAUAAUGUGUAUAGCAGAUGGGGUUGGAGAAUGGGCUAAUUUUGGUAUUAACCCACGGGCGUUUGCAGAUGAAUUAGUUGCAGGUGUCAAUAUUGCUGCAACUUCAAUGUUUAAUGUUAUAAAGGAUAAAAAUAUCAAUAAUUCUAUUGAAAGUAGUGUAAAAUCAAAAGAUGCAAUUCUUGUUAAUAGAAAUUUGAAUGUAGAAGAUACAGAUGAAUUUACAUUGAAAUCAGAUAAAUCUGAGUAUAUUUACAGUGAGAAAUCAAAAACUCAUCUAGGUUUGGCUGAAAAGUCUACUCAGUUAAAAUCUGCAGAUUAUUCAUUACAGGGAAAUAACAUCAAGGAAAAAAUAGAAAUAGACAACUUAUCUAUAAAUUUAAAUCCAAAUAAGAAGUGUUCAGUCAAAAAUGAGUUUAAUGUUACUACAUAUAAUGAUGAAGUAUCUACAAGAGUUGAACUGAUAGAACCUCUGAAUAACUCUUUAAUCUAUGCUCAAUAUCUCCUUGAGGAGGGAUACAGAAAUACAAAAUCAUUUGGUUCUUCAACAAUUCUGGUGGCAUAUUUUGAUACUUUGAUGAGUAAUCUUGGAAUAUCUUAUUUGGGUGACUCAGGUAUUAUAAUAUUAAGGAGAAUACCCGAUACUUUUAGAAUGGGUAUAGUAUAUCGAAGUAUAAUGCAGCAACAUUCUUUUAACUGUCCAUAUCAAUUAUCUAAACUACCACAGAAGGAAGAUUUGCCUUUAUUGCAAAAAAGAGGUUUACUACAAUUUAUAAAAUUGAUGCAAAAUCGGAGUGAUGUUCCUCAAGAUCUACCUGUUCACACAAUAAAAAAAUCACUAAAUUUGAUGGAAGGAGAUCUCGUUAUUAUUGGUACUGAUGGCCUAUUCGAUAAUCUCUUUGAUUAUGAAAUAUGUAGUAUAUUAAAUGGCGCGGUUUCUCCAUAUGAGGCAUCAAGCUUAUUUUUAGAUGCAUCAUUAGCUACAUCUUCACAAAACAUAGCAAUGGCUUUAACAAAUGCAGCGUUUAUAAAAUCAUUAGAUCCAAAGGCUAAAACUCCAUUCAAUAAACAGUGGGCUAGUGACAAUAGUAAAUCUUUCCCAUUCUGCAAUAUCGGAGGUAAAUUAGAUGAUAUAACUGUAGUUGCAGCAUGGGUUGUUGCAUCAAAUAUUGGAGUAUCUAAAAUGAAAUCUUUUUAA